This is a messenger RNA of Cornus florida, 858 nucleotides long. RefSeq lists its product as uncharacterized. NCBI's taxonomy places the organism in Eukaryota, Viridiplantae, Streptophyta, Magnoliopsida, Cornales, Cornaceae. The record is from RefSeq and is a predicted model, not a curated record. The coding region runs from base 1 to 858 and encodes 285 amino acids. The transcript is spliced from 2 exons.
AUGGAUGAGAGACAAAUUAUAUGCUAUUGUCGAUUUGAUGGGAAAAUUGACAAAAAUGAGAAUGGGGAAAUUAUAUACAUCGGCGGUGUCACAGACCCUUUUAUGAUAACAACAACAACAACAACAUAUGAAUCAUUUAUAAAUGAGUUACAACAACGUUCAUCUUCAAACAUGAGUGGUAAAGUCAUAUAUUAUACCACCAAAUCUAACAAGAAUGAACGUUUGAGGAUGACGGGAGAAUCUGGAUUUAAAGUGAUGCUUGUAGUGAGUGGUCCCAUGUUAAAUGUGUAUAUGGAAGAUGCAGCGCCUGUAAUUGCAUCAUGCACAAUUCCUACUGAUCAUAGUGAGAGACAAUUUGUUGAAGCCACGUCGCCAAUUGGUCUUCUGCAAAGUGUUGCGUCAACGUCUUCAUUUCCUCCGAUAAAUGUGCAUCGGGAUUCUUUCCGACACAUUGAUGACAUUCUUUGCGUGGAUCAGCUUUUUGACAGCCCAAAUGAUUUCAAAGAUGCACUCGUUUUGUUUGGUCUUCGUAAUCAUUUUCGGUUCAAGUACUUGGACAAUAGUAGAAAAUAUUAUAGAGUUGUGUGCGAGGUUAAUAAUUGUCCAUGGAAAUUGUCAGCUGGUUGUGAAGGAAGUGGUGAUAUAGUGAGAAUCAAGCGGUUUAAUAAUGUUCACACUCACAUUGCUCAAGACAUUUCAGAUUAUAAAGCCAUUUUUUGGUCGAAGGAAAUGGGUCGAGCUAUUGUGAACAAGGUUAGGGACAAUCCUAAAUGCACCCCCAAGACUAUUUCCACAGACAUAAACGGUGAAUUUUCUGCUAAAAUGACUUACAUGCAAUCGUGGAGAGCUAAGGAGUAA